Morus notabilis is the source of this 1112-nucleotide messenger RNA. Its product is annotated as proline-rich protein 3. NCBI's taxonomy places the organism in Eukaryota, Viridiplantae, Streptophyta, Magnoliopsida, Rosales, Moraceae. The record is from RefSeq and is a predicted model, not a curated record. The coding region runs from base 28 to 954 and encodes 308 amino acids. The transcript is spliced from 2 exons.
UCUCUCUCUCUCUCUCUCUGAAAAUCAAUGGCUUGUUCCAGCUUCUGUAUGACCUCUAUUCUUCUAUUGUCCUUGUUAAUUCUUGCCUCCGCUUCUGAUUAUUCAGGGUAUGAUUCUAAACCCAAAGACUACGAAGCACAGAAGCCAACAGAGGAAAAAGAAAAGCUACCAAAAUAUGAUCAAACACCAAAACCAGAAUAUAAGCAGGUGAAACCAGAAGAUCACAAGGUAAAGUUUUAUCCUACAAAACCAAUUAAAUAUGUUCAUCCAAAGGUACUGGAGGGAAAGGUAAAGAUUCUUCCAGUGAAACCGAAUAACUACGGCCAACCGAAGCCAGAAAGGAAAGAGAAGCUAAUUCCCAUAAAAAAACCAGAUCAUGAGCAGCCAAAGACAGAAGUGAAAGAAAAUAUUCUUCCCUCGAAACCAGUCUACGAGACGCCGAAGCCAGAAGAAGGAGAAGAAAAGCUUGUCCCUAAUUAUACAAAACCAUACUACAAAGAGCCAGUUCCAAAAGGAAAAAAGAAUAUACUUCCAAGAACCAUUGGUGUUCAAGGCCUUGUUUUGUGUAAAUCAGGCCUUAAAAACUUCCCUAUCCCAGGAGCUGUGGCAAGGAUAACAUGCCUAGCUGUUGAUGAGAAAAGCCAUAAGACAACUUAUUUCUCAGUUCGAAGUAAGGCAUGCGAUUCAAAGGGCUAUUUCUAUACAACUAUAUCUCCACCAAAAUCACUUGGCAUUAAUUAUAAUGAAUGGAAAAUCAAGGAUUGCAAGGCGUACCUUGAUCACUCUCCAUUGGAGGCAUGCAAAUUCUCAACCGACGUUAACAAUGGCGUUACCGGCCAUCUUCUCUCUUCUUAUAGCAUCCUCAGCCACAACAACGCCAAACUCUACUCCGUCGGACCUUUCUUCUACACUUCAGAACCUAAUUAUAAGACCCCAAUUCCUAAUGGCUAUUAAACAAUAUUGUUACGUUUAAUUUGUGAGUUUGAUUAUUUUGUCGCUAUAUUUUUUUGAAUUUUGAAUUGGGAGUUUGAGAAAAGAAGGGACGAGUACUUAUUAUUAAUGUUUCUUGUUUGUUUUUUUUUUUUUCUUGGGGGGGGUUGAGAAAAAAAGGG